This is a messenger RNA of Selaginella moellendorffii, 2030 nucleotides long. Its product is annotated as aladin-like. Gene Ontology annotation, cellular component: nuclear pore. Lineage: Eukaryota; Viridiplantae; Streptophyta; Lycopodiopsida; Selaginellales; Selaginellaceae. Bases 52 to 1479 code for a protein of 475 amino acids. The transcript has 2 exons. Gene Ontology annotation, molecular function: protein binding. Gene Ontology annotation, biological process: nucleocytoplasmic transport. The record is from RefSeq and is a predicted model, not a curated record.
CUACACCGAUGCUAGGGUUCUAACGUUCAUGUGUUGGGCUCUCGACGAACAAUGCCGAGCGUCCCGUCCAUUGCUGAGGAGACCGUCUGCGAGAUCAAUCGCGAUUUCCUCACUCGCGCCCAGCAGCAGCAGCCGCAGCAGCAGGGCGGCGAUGUUUCAUCCAAGGCGCAUGAGCAGUACAACAAGGUCCUCAACAGAGUCUUCCCCAAGCUGCUGUUCAAGGUUGGAACGAUCCCGAUCGCCGACGACAAUGGCAGCAAUGGGAUUGCUGCGCAGAUGGAUAUUUCGGCGCCAGGAGGAUCUCUCGAGGGGGAGGAAGAGGAUCUGGUUAGGGCGACUGCAGCAGCGGUGGAAGAAACCCUAGACGAGGCCCUUGGCGAGCCUCUGUCGGCGCUCCAGCGCCUCGGAUCUCUCUUCUACAGGGGCGAGAAGCGCGAUUCCAGCAGCGCCAGGCCGAAAUUUCUCCAGUCCAUGGCCUGGCACAAGCACAAGCUCCUCCUCGCAUUCGUCGCCAAUCCAGCGCACGUCCUAGUGGUGGAUUACGACGACGCCGACGCCAAGAAUCCCUUUCUUCUUGGCCAUGAAACCCAGCAGCGCGGCGUGGAAGCGAUCGAGUGGAGACCAAACUCGGGCUCGAUUCUGGCCGUUGGAUGCCGCGGUGGAGUUUGCCUGUGGACGGCAUCCGGUGCCACGCCACCUUUGAGGACCGGGGCUGUGGUGCCUCUCGUCUCAGCGGCUACGAAAUGGAGCCUGGUGGAUUUUCUGCGCUGGGGGAUCGAUAUGCCCGUCUCGGCUCUCUCGUGGAGCCCCUGUGGAAGGCUCUUGGCGUGUGGAUCGAGCGAGACGCCGACUUUCGCAGUGUGGGACGUCUCUCUCGGGGAGAGCACGCCUCUGCGACGAGGAAUGGCCGGCGUCCAGUUCAUGAAGUGGUCGCCGCUGGGGGACUACUUGCUCACGGCCAAAGUUGACGCGUCGUUUCAUCUCUGGGAGACCAUGACUUGGACGUCCGAGCCGUGGGCCUCGGCUGGUGGAGCUCUCGUGGGCGCGGCGUGGAGUCCCGAUGGCCGGAUGAUCAUGGGUGCUUUUGAUCAGAGCAGCACGCUCGGGACUUUACACUUUGCUGGGAAGCCUCCGUCGCUGGAGGUGCAUUUGCUGCCUUUGGGACUCUCGGAGAUAGAAGCGAUUUGUGGACCCGGAGGAAGCAUUGAGAGGAUGGCUUGGGAUGGAACAGGGGAAAGGUUGGCGGUGUCGUAUACAGGUGGUGAUGCUGUAUACUCUGGUUUGAUCGCCAUCUACGACACGAGGAGAACACCGAUCAUAUCAGCCUCGUUGCUGGGAUUUGUGAGAGGUCCAGGCGCUGGUGCGAAGCCUCUGGCUUUCGCGUUUCAUGAUAAGCUCCGGCAGGGAGCUUUACUGGGCGUUUGCUGGAGCACGGGCUUCAUCUGCGUCUAUCCUAUGCUCUUCAGGACGGGCAUGUAGAGUCGUAUAUCAUCGAGCGAAGAUAUGAAGGGAGUCCUCGUCAUUCUCGUCUCCGGUUUGCCGUGCCUGGUGCUUGUCUAACUGUUCCUGCAGAUUAGCAAUCGUGUCUACCAGCUUUGCAUACUCCUCAUGAGUAUGUUUUCUGGCCGUUUCCUUGAUUUUCUCCCAGAUAGCUUCGUCGUAAGGGACUUCUUUUGCAGCUAUCUCCGUUCGCAGCAGGGUCACGGCUCCCUGAAGAUCUUCCAGCUGCUGCUGUAAGGCCAUUUGUUCCCGUUGAGAUUGCUGAUUCUGUUUGUUUGCUUCUGCAGCCUCGGCUCGAGCCCUUCGCAGUAACUCGUUCUUCUCUGUCAACUUUAGCCUGGCAUCCUCGACUUGCUUCUUUAUGUCCUGGAAGUUGUCCUCUACCGCGUGUAGCUUGGACGUUACUGCCUCGCAUUCUUGUUGAAGCUUGGUCAGGCCUUCCUGGUGCUCCAUCACCAUGGAACCGUAGCUCUCGAUGUCGUCCUCUAAGUCUUUUUUUACUCUUUCAAUCUUUUCUAGUGCUUCUUUCA